CUAAUAUUGAUGAACAUGACGAGCGCAGCUGAGGGAGAAAGUUGCGGGGUUGGGUGGAGCAUGGACCGGGCAUCGGGACAUUGAAAAUCCCCUCAGAAUCCUCCUCCACAUUCUUCAGUGGCACGACUUUGCCAUUGCACUCCUAGCUCAUGUCGUCCUCUUGGACGAACUUCUCCGUGCGCCCUCAUGAUGACGGGCCUCAGAUCAUCAGCGAAGAUGUUCCUGCGUGCGCAUCCUGUCGGAGAAGGAAGCUCCGCUGCAGCAGAGAGACCCCCAUGUGCUCUCAUUGUGAGAGACUUGCGAUAAGUUGUGUUUACGAGGCAAAACAAAAGCCUGGGCUGAAACUCGGCGCUGUGGAGGCCCUGUCCCGUCGCGUUGCUUUGCUAGAGCAAAUAUUAUUAGACGAGGAUGGAAAUAUCAAGCCUCAGUACGAUGAUGCAAAAGAGGUCGAAACACAGUCGCAAGGCCCUGAGGUGCAAUACGAAGGAAUAAAUACUUCUGGUCCGACGAUAACUUCUGAGUCGAUUACUUCCCCAAUAUACCCCCAAACCCCUCAAGAUGGGCCCCCACAAAAUCGUUCUGCAGACACUGCCGCCAACCCGCGCAAACGUAAGCUGGAUCGACCUAUUCAAGCGGUUGAUUUGUUCGACUUGCGCUUGAUAGAUAUUGCUGAUUAUCUGCCCGCGCAACCACUCAUCUUAAGGAUAGUCGAUUACUUUUGCAUCUCCUUCCAUCACUGGAUUCCGUACUUGCAUAAAGCACGCCUACGCAAAGCUGUCAUCGAGAACACACGAAAUCCUGAAUUUGACCUCGUCCUGCAUGCUUUGGUUGCAGCAACAUUGCGCCAUCUAGACCACAAGGAUACUUUCUUAGAUGAUGAUCAGGUACUGUACCAGACUAAGAUCUCGAAAUUCAUAGUCGAAACUUUUGCGAUCAAGGAAGUAUCAUUAGGUAGCUUGCAAGCUCUGAUUUUAAUUGUGUUUGAUUAUCUCAACUCGGGCCAGCAGACUAAAGCAUGGCCUCUUAUCGGGUCACUUACAAGAACGGUCGUCUACCUGCAACUUACACUGGAGCCUUCAGCUUCCCAGUCUAGGGCUUUGAUGAGCCCGUUGCGGUUGAUUCAAUCGACAACAGAUUGGACCGAGCUUGAAGAGCGGCGUAGGCUAUUCUGGGUCAUUUUCUUGCUUGACCGAUGCUGUUCGGUUUCCACAGGUUGGAAUACUAGCCUCACCUCAGAAGACGUGCAUCGAAGACUGCCUGCCGAUGGAGGUUAUUUCACUCGCGAAGAGCCCGUCACAACUCCCUAUUUUGGGAUCUGGAAUAAGGCUGCCGCACGCAUCGGUCGAUCCCUCGCCCAUGUGCCCGCACAAUACAACGACGAUGAUCCAGCAAAUGAUCAAGUGCAAGGGUGUAGCCCGGGCUCCGUGAACAGUUUGAUUGAUUCUUCGAAACUCGGCGCCUUUGCAUAUUGUAUCGAAGCUACAGAAUCCUUGAGCCAAGUGACUACAUUCUUCCUUCAACAGCCAAUCAAUUGGAGAGACAAGGAUCAUGCGAUCAAUUGGCUAACGCGUUUCAAAGAGUUGGAUCUUCGUCUAGUACAGUGGAAGCUAUUCCUACCUCCUCGUUGGAAAGAUUCCGAUAUUUCACCAGAUGUGCAAACACCCAACAUGGACCCGAACCUCACGAUUGCUCACAUAACACACAACACAUCGAUGAUAUUCCUGCACCAUCCAAUCGCAUACCCAACUUCAGGUUGGAACGAUAUUGUUGCUCUACCGAAAGACUGUUCAGCACAAACUUGCGAGCAUGCGGCUAUAGAGACCGCGAACAUUGUCGAUAAGUUUCUCACAUAUCAACCGAUAUUUGUGAAUGUCCACUUUGCCUUUUGUACUUUCGUGGCUGCAAAGGCCCUUCUAUAUCAGCACCAAGCUAGUAGUGCGCCUCUCCGACCCGAAUUCGAAGUUCUUCUUCGUGGGCUUCGAGAAAUGUCAGCACGAUGGAGAGGUAGAGACGUGCAUAACAAAGAAAAUAUCGAUGAGAAUGUGGACCAAGCUGGAGAAUUUGCCAUGCAUCUCGAUUAUCUUUACGAUCGUGGCCACAACAACCCCCCGUUCCGAUUCGACUUAUACGACCAUUCAUGUCGAAAGGUUGACCACCCCUAUUCUUCGCCAGUAGCUGAAUGGACGCCGCAGCGCCAACCAUCCAUUACCAACAGCCACCUUUACAACGAAAUUGGCAAUGCAAAUGGUGGCGCAACGUCGGUAAACAACCGGCGUGCCCCUAGCAUAAACGCCAUUGUCUACAAUGCACCCCAUAAUACCCAUUCCCAAACUUCUACAAAUUUCCAACAGCCACAACAACAAUCGUCACCCAAUCUAACAGCUCCCUACAUUGGCUCUAGACCACCGACUGAAUUCAUGCCAGUAAAUCAGGCAGUCUACCCCAGCCAUUUCCAGAAUAUGCCCACUACACCAUCAGUCCCCGGCAAUGUAUCGACACCUACAAUGAAUCAGACCACCAAUGGGAAAGGUACAGGGCAAGAUGAUAGCCUGUUGAGUCUUUCAGACGCAUUGAUGGACUCGCAAUUUUUGGAUCUGGACAGGGUGAUAACAUUCGAAGAUACGAACUUCUAUGUCCCAGUCGAUGGGUUCAAAUGGUCGUGAGCUUUUUAAGCGAUGCAGGGUCCUGUAUGAGUACAAGGUUGAGGUUCGAGACCGCUUCGUAUAAAAAAACUAUCUUCAUUUCUAGCGUACAAAAUACGAUGGUUGCUCUCAACCAGGCCUCACUAAUAUACUGUGCCUACCCGGCGCUGCAUAAUCUCUUUGCAGUUUUUCCAUAGUUGCAUCUACAAGAUUGCUCGGGAGAUGCAUUCCUCAUCAACUCGAAACGGCCACGGUGGUUUUUGAAGCAGUUACCACCACCUAUUGCAUGAUCGACAACGAAUAGGUUCACUGUCUCAUCUAUCAUGUGUACGAUAACUUUCUUAUGUACUUCUUAUCAGAUGGAUGACUGAGGGUAAAAUUGUUAGGAGCACGCACGAAAGAUUUUGAUAUAAGGAAC
Molecule: messenger RNA, 3060 nt
Organism: Aaosphaeria arxii CBS 175.79
Lineage: Eukaryota; Fungi; Ascomycota; Dothideomycetes; Pleosporales
Exons: 6
Coding region: 150-2663 (837 amino acids)
Biological process (GO): regulation of DNA-templated transcription; DNA-templated transcription
Cellular component (GO): nucleus
Molecular function (GO): DNA-binding transcription factor activity, RNA polymerase II-specific; zinc ion binding; DNA binding
Source: RefSeq, a predicted model, not a curated record